This is a messenger RNA of Symbiodinium sp. CCMP2456, 1815 nucleotides long. Lineage: Eukaryota; Dinophyceae; Suessiales; Symbiodiniaceae. The record is from the annotation of a GenBank genome assembly.
AUGUUUAAGCAAGCUCUCGCUGUUGCUCUGUGUCUCUUCCCCGCCGCCGCUUCGCUGGCCGAUGAGCCGCGGCGUGAACCGAUGACGACCACCUGGGGCGACAAGGUCACUGCCGACAACGUCUGGCAGGAGUACCCCCGCCCGCAGCUCGAGCGGAGCGACUGGACCAACCUCAACGGCAAGUGGUCCUACGCCGUGACGCCGAGCGAGUCGGUCACGACGCCAGAAGAGUGGGACGGCGAGAUCCUGGUGCCGUUCUGCCUCGAGUCGCACCUCGGCGGCGUGAAGCGUGAGCUGCAAGCCGACGAGGCCUUAUGGUACCGCCGCACAUUCAACGCCAAGAAGAAGGAAGGAAAGCGGACGCUGCUCAACUUCGAAGCCGUCGAUUACGCCUGCGAGGUGUGGGUCAACGGCGAGUCGGUCGGCACGCACCGCGGCGGCAACACGCCCUUCUGGUUCGACGUGACCGAUGCUUUGAAGUACGGCGAGAACGAAUUGACGGUCCGCGUCAUGGACGCCACCGAGGACUGGCAGCUCCGUGGCAAGCAGGUCCGCAACCCUAACGGCAUCUGGUACAUGCGCGUCUCGGGCAUCUGGCAGACGGUGUGGCUCGAAGAAGUCGGCGAGGCAUGGAUCAGCGACCUCGACAUCACGACCGACGCCGCGAAGGGCACAAUCACGAUCAAAGCCGAUAUCGAAGGUGAUGGCAAGCACGCGCUGGCUGUCCGAGCAUUGGACGGCGACAACGUCGUAGUUAUUGAAAGCUCCGACGAAGGCCCUGUCACCCUAACGAUUCCCGACGCGAAGCUCUGGUCGCCAUCAAGCCCCCAUCUAUAUGACUUGCAGGUCUAUCUUUUCGAAGACGGUAAUAAAUCCCACAUCGACAAGGUGAAGUCGUAUGCCGGCAUCCGCUCCGUCGGCACGACGAAGGACAAGGACGGCAACCUGCUGCUCACGCUCAACGGCGAGCCGAUCUUCCACUGGGGGCCGCUCGACCAGGGUUGGUGGCCGGACGGUUUGCUGACGCCCCCUUCGGACGAGGCGAUGCUCUCCGACGUGGAGUACCUCCGCGACGCGGGCUUCAACAUGAUCCGCAAGCACAUCAAGGUCGAGCCGCGCCGCUACUACUACCACUGCGACCGCCUCGGCAUGAUGCUCUGGCAGGACCAAGUGAGCGGCGGCCCGAGCCCCAAGUGGACCCGCCUCGCGCCGGACCCCGAGGACGCCGACUGGCCCGACGCUCGCCACGAACAGUGGAUGCUCGAACUCGAGCGGAUGAUCGACGAGCUCGACAGCCACCCGUCGAUCGUCGUCUGGGUGCCGUUCAACGAAGCCUGGGGCCAGCACCGCACCGUCGAGGUCGGCGAGUGGCUCGUGAAGCGCGACCCGUCGCGGAUCGUCAACGUCGCCAGCGGCGGCAACUUCUGGCCCGCCGGUCACAUCGUUGACCACCACGCCUACCCGCACCCCGACUUCCCGUUCAACCGCGGCAAAGAGGGCCGCUUCGACGGCUUCGUGAAGGUCGUCGGCGAGUUCGGCGGCCACGGCUUCCCCGUCGAGGGCCACCUCUGGCGCCCGGGCAGCCACAACUGGGGCUACGGCGGUCUGCCUAAGGACGAGGCCGAGUACCUCGACCGUUACCGCGAGUCGCUCCGCAAGCUAGGCGAACUCCGCAGCAAGGGCAUCGCCGCGGGCGUUUACACGCAAACGACCGACGUCGAAGGCGAGAUCAACGGCCUGCUGACGUACGACCGCCGCGUCACCAAGAUCCCGGCGAAGGAACUGGCGGAGAUCGCCGAAGAGCCCCGCGGCUGA